AAAUGAUGUACACUUAUAAUGUACAUUGUACAUCAUGGGUGAUCUGUAAUUUACGAAGACAAGUGUGCAAGACGUGUGUGUGGUUUUUAGUUAAAUUUCAGCUGAUUGUAUAUUGAUAAUGGCUGAUACAGAGGUAUUAAAGAAAUUAAAAGAUAUUCCAUUUAAAAUCCAGACAGCAAGUUUAAAAGGGAGACUUGAAGUAGUUAAUGAAAUACGUGAAAUUUUAUCGUCGCCAGGUAUAACAGAACCAGCAGUAAAGUUUGUUUGCCGAGUGCUAGCUCUGACAUUGCACAGAUAUAGAGAUACAACGUCCCAAUCUUACAUCAAGAGUCUUGUGGCUUUCCUUGCUACUGAGCACACAGAAUGGGCAUUUAAGAAUUUAUCACCCGUAUUACUAGAGAUAUCAGAACAGCUGAAAAACAACUCAACCUCAAAAAGCAACAGCCAGUCAGGUCUGUUUGCACUUCGAUGGUCUAGUGUACUGGUUGAGUCUUCACCGAAAUCCUUAGAGCAUGAAGUGGACCUGAACUCAUUGAUACUUGCGCAGGCUAAUUUACUAGCCACUGUUUGUGCAUAUGGCGAUAAGAAGAAGAAUAAAAAAGCUUAUUCUGUGCUACAUGCGGUAUGGAGUAAAAUAGGAAAAGAGAAAGUACUGAAAUGGGUGGAAACAUUACUAGCACAGCCUGGUGACAGCGGACCGCACAUCUCAGUGACAUUCUCUGCUCUCUGUGCUCAUUAUAAGGAUAUAGGAGAUGAAUCUAUUAUAACAUUACAUAAGGCCAAAAUGUUAGAAAAUUUUACUAAAAGUCUGAUCAGCGUGAAGUCCAGGCCAAAUGCGAACUACAUCAAGGGCUGCUCUGACCUCCUGCACCUGCUCAGCGAGUCUGAUAUCCAAGACACAUUACUGCCGGCUCUGCACAAAGCCAUGCUCCGGAGUCCGGAAACGAUCGUUCAAGCUGUCGGAGAAGUGGUUGCCAAUCUCAAUAUCUACCUGGAUGGCGUGGCUGUUGAUAUCGGAAAGAGUUUGAUAGUGAAUCUCCAUUCUAAAGACGAGUGGGUCCGCGCGGAGGCGCUGAGUGCGCUGCACCGGCUGGCGGCGCGCACCCGCACCGCGCCCGCCGCCGCCGCGCUGCUCGCGCACGCAUUCGCGGAGUACAACGGCGCCAGCGGGAAACUCACUUCCAGCGAAGAUAAGAUUGCAGUUCUCAAUGGAGUACGCGCCCUGAGCCAGCUGGCCGUCGCCCCGGAGGACAGACGGGCGCUGUUCGCGGAGACGGCCGCCCACACCGCGCGCAUACUGGACUCCGAGUCCCACGAGCGAACCUUGUGCGUGGCCCUGGACGUACUGCAGCACUGGACCACAGGCCUGGAUGGACCGCUGCCCGAUGUCAUUCUUGAGAUAUUCACGAAGAACAUAUCGGCGAAGAGCAGCACGCAGACCGUCCGCACGGCGUACACCAGCCUGCUGGGCCGCGCGCUGCGCCGCUGCGGGCCGCCCGCCGCCGCCGCGCCGCUGCACGCGCUGCUGCUGCAGCCCGUCGAGAGGGCCGCGCUGCAGCCGCUGCAGAACGCCACAGUAAGCGAGGGUAUCUGCGCGAUGCUGGGCCUGGUGCUGCUGGACGAGUCCCGGCAGCUGCCCGGCAAGUCCUCGUGCUGGGCCGCCCUGCUGCACCCGGACAAGCACGUGCUGCUGCACGACAGGGUGCUCGCCGCCGCAUCCGAACACGUCCUCAUACAGGUGGCGUUACUGUGCAGAACGGUGUUGGACCACUACCCGAGUGUUGCCAGCGAACCAAACUCCCCGAUCUACAGAGCCUUCAUUAUGGUCCUACUGUCUACCGUGAAGCCAGUUCGAGAAGUAGCACUGCAAGAAGUCAGAGCUUUACUCGCAAAGCGAGAUAAAGCGGCAACGGCCAAGCACUUAGUGCUGAAGCUGAACGAAGUUCUGGAUGAAGGAAAAAUCUUCCAUAUUAAAGAAAAGUCCCCCUCGGACGAGAAAGGAGCUGAGGUCACCGGGAAGAUGAUACUAGACUGCGCGCAUGCUCUUUGCUCUUAUAAAGACUAUCCCAAAGAAGAGCUGGAGAGCAUCGCGCUGUCGGCGUUGCCGUGCAGCCACCACCCGUUGGUAAAGGCUGGAGCUCCACGAGCCUGGGUGAAGAUGGUCUCAUCACUCGGUCUGCAGCCGAAAGAGCUGGUCACUCUUUAUGCCAAUAACUUGAAGAAUACAUACAUCAACGGCUUUACGCCUAGUGAGACUGUGUCGAGCGUAGUGGAAACGCUGGUGUCGGUGGGCCCCGACGGCAUGUCGUCGAGCGCCGUGCAGGCGGCGCUGGUGUGGCUCCAGGACCCGCAGCUGCAGCGCGUCACCAGGGACGAGUACUUCGUCUACCUCACGCCAGACGACGACAUCUAUGACAAGUCCAGCGUGCCCGGUAAUGAAGACAACAAAGAGAUGAAUUUGAAACGAGAGAGCAAAGCGUACAGCUACAAGGAGCAGCUCGAAGAGUUGCAGCUGCGCCGAGAGCUGGACGAGAAGAAACGUAAAGAGGGGAAAAUUAAGGAGACGCCGUUAUCUGCUAAACAAAAAGAAGCCAUAAAAGCGCAACUGGCCAAGGAAAGUGCGGUCAGGAAGAGGCUCAGUGUGUUGAACGAACGUUUAGUUUGCGCCGUGGGUCUGCUGGAGGCGGUCCAGCGAGGCUGCCCCUCCGCCCUGCGCAGCAGUGCGCGGCGCGUGGUGUCCCGCGUGCUGGCGGCGCUGCGCAGUCCGCUGGCGGCGCCGCGCCUGCUGCCCGCGCACCGCCGCCUGGGCGCCGCGCUGCUGCCCGCGCGCCUGCCCGCCCCGCUGCGCGACCACGUCACCCGCACCACGCUCAGGCUCUAUAAACCUCAAUGCGACCUAGACCCGAGCUGGGAAGACGAGGACCUGGUUGAAGCCACCUCGCGAGUCAUCAACCUGCUGCACGCCGCCAGCGUGGCCGUGAAGGUGGAUGCCAGUGACACCAAAAAGUUAAACCAUUUUACCGCUCCCGGAUUCUGCUACGUCUUUCCUGUACUCAAGUUAGGUUUAACUAAAGAACUGAGUGAAAAGGACGAAAUGACAAUGUUGAACGGGCUGGCGGUGAUCACGCACCACGUGUCGGCGCGGCCCCACCCGGACGACGCCGAGCUGCUGCACCCGGCGCUGUUCCCCAUGGACGAGAUAUUCCGACUGCUCAUAGAACUCAUCGAGAGCACGCGGCUGUGCGCGCAGGCGGCCUGCAUCGUGGCGCUGCUGGAGGCGGCCCGGUGCGCGGCGCGGGGGCCCCUCGCGCGGGACGACGCCGCCGCGCUGCUGGCCGGCCUGCGCAGCGAGAGCGAGGUGGUCCGCGACACGGUGCUGCAGGCGCUGCUGAGCCUGGCGGAGCGGCUGCCGCCCCUGCUGCAAGACGAAGACUACGCCUACUCCGUCGUCAAGCGGAUCCUGAUCGCCACCUUCGACGUAGUUGAAGACAACAAGAAGCUAGCCGUGGAGCUGUGGGAGCGCGUGCCCGGCUGCGAGCCCGUGUCCCGCGGCGCGCUGAUGGCGGACCUGGUGCUGGACGAGCUGCAGACCGCCUGUCUCCCGCUCCAGCGAGCAGCAGCCCUCGCCCUGGCGCACCUCGUCCUCCGCGGAGACGCUCCGUGCGACGUCCUGCUGCAGCGUCUACAGGACCUGUACGCUGAAAAGCUGCCCCUGAUCCCGGCCAAGCAAGACCAGUUCGGUCACGAGGUGGAGCCGGCGCUGGACAUGUGGGAGGGGCGGCGCGGCGUGGCGCUGGGGCUGGGCGCGCUGGCCCCGCGGCUGCAGGUGGGCGCGGUGCCGGCCGUCAUGCGCUUCUUCGUGGAGUGGGGCCUGGCCGACCGCCGCGACGACGUGCGCGCCGAGAUGCUCGCCGCCGCCAUGGCCAUCGUCGAGCUGCACGGGAAGGAUACGAUCAGCAGCCAGCUGCCGGUGUUCGAGAGGUUCCUGGACUCCGCGCCCAAGUCUGGCAGCUACGACGCGGUGCGGGAGGCCGUGGUGCUGCUGGUGGGGUCCCUGGCGCGCCACCUGGAGCCCGACGACGUGCGCCUGCGCCCCAUCGCGCUGCGCCUCGUCGCCGCCCUGUCCACGCCGGCUCAGCAGGUCCAGGAGGCGGUGGGCAACUGUCUGCCGCACCUGGUGACGUCACCGGCGCUGGAGAGCGAGAUCCCGGGCAUCGUCAACAAGCUGAUGAAACAACUACUCACCGCCGAGAAAUUCGGAGAUCGAAGGGGCGCCGCGUACGGCAUAGCCGGCGUCGUCAAGGGGCUCGGCAUCCUGUCCCUGAAGCAGCUGGACAUCAUGGGGAAACUCACAGAAGCCAUACAGGAAAAGAAGAACUACAAGUAUCGCGAAGGCGCGCUGUUCGGGUUCGAGCUGCUGUGCCGCGUGCUGGGCCGCCUGUUCGAGCCGUACAUCGUGCACGUGCUGCCGCACCUGCUGCUGUGUCUGGGCGACGGCUCGCAGUACGUGCGCACCGCCGCCGACGACACCGCGCGCCUCAUCAUGAGCCGCCUCAGCGCGCACGGCGUCAAGCUGGUGCUGCCCGCCCUGCUCAACGCCGUCAACGACGACAACUGGAGGACUAAAGCGGGGUCCAUCGAGCUGCUGGGCGCCAUGGCGUACUGCGCGCCCAAGCAGCUGUCGUCGUGCCUGCCGUCCAUCGUGCCGCGCCUCAUCGAGGUGCUGAGCGACUCGCAUCUGCGCGUGCAGCUGUCCGCCGCCGCCGCGCUCAAGGUCAUCGGCUCCGUCAUCAGGAACCCCGAGAUCCAAGCCAUCGUGCCGGUGCUGCUGCAAGCCCUGCAGGACCCGUCCAACAAGACGUCGGCGUGUCUGCAGACGCUGCUGGACACCAAGUUCGUCCACUUCAUCGACGCCCCGUCGCUGGCCCUCAUCAUGCCGGUGGUGCAGCGAGCCUUCCUGGACCGGAGCACCGAGACCCGCAAGAUGGCGGCGCAGAUCAUAGGCAACAUGUACUCGCUGACCGACCAGAAGGACCUCACACCCUAUCUCCCGAACAUCAUCCCGGGACUGAAAAGCUCUCUACUGGAUCCCGUGCCGGAGGUCCGCAGCGUCUCGGCGCGAGCCCUCGGCGCUAUGGUAAAGGGUAUGGGAGAGAGCAGCUUCGAAGAGUUGCUCCCGUGGCUGAUGCACACGCUCACCUCGGAGACCAGCUCCGUGGACCGCUCCGGUGCUGCCCAGGGACUCUCCGAAGUCGUCGCUGGACUUGGAGUGCAAAAAUUGCACAAGAUUAUGCCAGACAUCAUCGCCACGGCGGAGCGCACGGACAUCGCGCCGCACGUCAAGGACGGCUACAUCAUGAUGUUCAUCUACAUGCCCGGCGCCUUCACCGACGAGUUCACCCCCUACAUCGGCCAGAUCAUCAACCCCAUCCUCAAGGCGCUGGCGGACGAGAACGAGUACGUGCGCGAGACGGCGCUGCGGGCCGGCCAGCGCAUCGUCAACCUGUACGCGGAGUCCGCCAUCGCGCUGCUGCUGCCAGAGCUCGAGAAGGGCCUGUUCGACGACAACUGGAGGAUCCGCUACAGCUCCGUGCAGCUGCUGGGCGACCUGCUGUACCGCAUCUCCGGGGUCACCGGCAAGAUGAGCACCGAGACCGCCUCGGAGGACGACAACUUCGGCACGGAGCAGUCGCACAAGGCCAUCAUCACCGCGCUGGGCCCCGAGCGCAGGAACCGCGUGCUGGCCGGCCUCUACAUGGGCCGCAGCGACGUCGCGCUCAUGGUGCGCCAGGCCGCGCUGCACGUCUGGAAGGUGGUCGUCACCAACACUCCCAAGACGUUACGCGAGAUCCUGCCGACCCUCUUCGGGUUGCUGCUCGGAUGCCUCGCCUCCACCAGCUACGACAAGCGACAGGUUGCCGCCAGGACCCUGGGAGAUCUCGUCAGGAAGCUGGGCGAGCGCGUGCUGCCGGAGAUAGUGCCCAUCCUGGAGCGCGGGCUGCGGUCUCCGCGCGCCGACCAGCGCCAGGGCGUCUGCAUCGGGCUCGGGGAGAUCCUCGCCUCCACCUCGCGGGACGCCGUGCUCAGCUUCGCCGACGGAUUGGUGCCCACGGUCCGCACCGCGCUGUGCGACCCGCUGCCGGAGGUGCGGCUGGCUGCGGCGCGCACGUUCGACAGUCUGCACGCCACCAUCGGCAACAAGGCGCUGGACGACAUCCUGCCCUACAUGCUCGAGGGCCUGAAGGACCCCGACCCCGCCGUCGCGGACGCCACGCUCGACGGACUCAAACAGAUAAUGUCGAUAAAGUCGCGCGCGGUGCUGCCCUACCUGAUCCCGGUGCUGACGGGCGGCGGCGGCGGCGGCGUGGACACGCGCGCGCUGUCGGCGCUGGCGGCGGCGGCCGGCGGGGCCCUGGCGCGCCACGUGCCGCGCGUGCUGCCCGCGCUGCUGCACGCGCUGGAGGCCGCGCGCGCCACGCCGCACGAGGCCGCCGAGCUGGACCACUGCCGCGACGCGCUGCUGCCCGUCACCGACCCGCCGGGACUGCGAUGCAUUAUCGACACGCUGCUGGACACGGUCCGCUCCAGCGAGGGCUCCCGGCGCCGCGCCGCCGCCGUGCUGCUGUGCGCCUUCGUCGCGCACACCCGCGGCGACCUAGAGCCGCACGUGCCGCAGCUGCUGCGGGGCCUGGUGCUGCUGCUGGCCGACGACGACCGAGACGUGCUGCUCAUGGCGUGGGAGGCGCUCUCCGCGCUCACCAAGACGCUGGACGCCGAGCGGCAGAUCCAGCACGUGUCCGACGUGCGCCAGGCCGUGCGCUAUGCGGCCGCCGACCUCAAGGGGGAUCUCUUGCCCGGAUUCUGUCUGCCCAAGGGUAUAGCGCCGAUCCUGCCUCUGUUCCGGGAGUCUAUCCUAAACGGCUUACCUGAAGACAAGGAAAAUGCGGCGCUGAUGCUGGGCGAGGUCAUCAAGCUGACGUCUCCGGCCGCCAUACAGCCCUCCGUCGUACACAUCACCGGACCUCUCAUCCGUAUCCUCGGAGACAGGUUCAACUCUAGCGUCAAAGCUGCCGUUUUGGAGACCUUAGCCUCUUUACUCUCGAAGGUCGGGGUAAUGCUGAAGCAGUUCUUACCGCAACUGCAGACGACGUUCCUGAAGGCCCUCAACGAUCCCAACCGGCCCGUGCGGAUCAAGGCGGGCCUGGCUCUGUCACAACUGGUCAUCAUCCACACCAGAGCGGAUCCGCUCUUUGUGGAGAUGCACAACGGCAUUAAGAAUACAGACGACCCCGCCAUAAGGGAGACCAUGCUGCAAGCGUUGCGCAGCAUCAUCUCCGGCGGCGGAGACAAGCUAUCGGAGCAACUGGCGCUCAGUAUUCUGUCGACGCUGACGAGCCCCGCGCUCCUGGCGCACCCGGAGGACCCGCCCCGGGGAGCGGUGGGGGGCUGUCUGGGCGCCCUGCUGCACUGGUUGCCGUCCGCACACCACGACGCUGCCCUGCAACACCACGUCUUGGCACAAUCCGACGACUGGCUGCUCCAACACGGCCGCUCCUGUGCUCUCUUCGUGGCACUCAAGGAGACCCCGGCCUCUAUAUACCGCGAUCAUUACGAAGAAAAGAUAGACAAAACCCUGUUGGCGUACCUGGCCAGCGACAAGAUCCCGAUCGUCUGUAACGGUAUCCGCGGCAUCGGCUUCCUCAUGAAGUAUCUCCUCCAGAACGACAGGCCGCUCCCACAGAACAUACUUUCGCAAUUUGUCAGAAGCAUGAACCAUCAAAGCAACGAGGUGAAGCAGAUGAUGGCGCGGGCCAGCGGCGCCCUGGGUCGCGAGGCCGACAACCCGGAGCUCCUGCGUGCCGUGCUGCCCGCCCUCGUCAACGGCACCAAGGAGAAGAACUCGUACGUGCGCGCCAACGCGGAGUCCUCGCUCCGAACCCUGCUGCGGCUUCAUUCUGAACCAGACUAUUUCCAGCGAUGCGUGUCGUUCCUGGAGGAAGGCGCCCGUGAAGCUCUGUCUGAUGUAGUAGCGAGAGUAUUGCGUCGACCUCAACCCGACGGACGAGAUGAGGACCUGGACUGUACGCUCAUCACCUGAGCGCAGGCAUCAUAUUUUAAUGAACUAAUGUAAUAAAAUAAUUGUCUAAUUAAAUAGGUUUCGUAUUAAAAAAAUCAAUACCUUUU
Bombyx mori (domestic silkworm) is the source of this 8184-nucleotide messenger RNA. It is a transcript of the gene l(3)80Fj, whose product is annotated as stalled ribosome sensor GCN1. The transcript has 39 exons. Gene Ontology annotation, molecular function: protein kinase regulator activity; protein binding. Gene Ontology annotation, biological process: cellular response to amino acid starvation; regulation of translation. Gene Ontology annotation, cellular component: cytosol. The record is from RefSeq and is a predicted model, not a curated record. The coding region runs from base 119 to 8098 and encodes 2659 amino acids. NCBI's taxonomy places the organism in Eukaryota, Metazoa, Arthropoda, Insecta, Lepidoptera, Bombycidae.